AGUAUGUUCACGUCUGGCCUGCAGCCUGGCGAACCGAAGCUUGUCCUGAUGAAACGCUGACAUUUGCAAAAACAAAGCGAUAUCAGCGAACGGAGUCAUAAGAAUCUGGAUAGAUUGUUCUGAAACAUUCAUACCAGUCUGAGCCUCGGAUCUUCGUGCAGUGUAGCUACGGAGAUCGUUGUUGUCCUUUGAAAAGGAGAGGCAGGAGAGCCAGUGAACGACAGACUGAGGCCCAGUGAGGGUAAUCCUCUUUCAUUCUUGGUAGUGAGAUAGAGAGUCCGAGAGAUGGGUGCAGCGGAGAGCUCCUCAACCACUGCAUGUGAAGUGGAAAGGCCACCGGCAAAGCCGUUUGACCCGGCGGCUGUUUACGUGGCUCCGAAAGUCGACAUUCCCUUGGAUGAAGAUGACACUCGCUACGUGAAGUCGUUUUCAAUCGACCAGAAGGAAGAGUUUCAAUCGUUUUUCGAGGAGUACGGUUUUGUCGUCAUCCGCGAUGUCCUAAGUCGUGACGAGUGCGAGGCCUCGGUCGACGACAUCUGGAAGUACUUGGAAGGCAGAGGGUACCGGUAUCGCGAGUGGGACGGGCCAACCGAGCAUGAGAAACUCUACGGAAAGCACCCGCAAGAUGAGGAACGCCCAGAAGAUUUGAUCAGGCGAGAUGACCCGUCCACAUGGAACAAUGAUUGGCCCCCAUUGGCCAAUGCUGGCAUUCUCGGAUUCCUUCCAGUUUUUACCAAGCAGGCACUGCUGAACCGGCAGAACGCCAAUAUCUACUCUGUGUACACCACGCUCAUGAAACGAAAGGAUCUAAUGGUGAGUCAAGACCGCUACGGAUUAUUUCGCCCGGUCAAAGUGGCUGGGGAUCCAGAGAAAACGAAUGACAAAUGGAGGACGUCGUAUUCCCUCCAUUGGGAUCUAAAUCCAUGGAGGCAUUCAUUGCGUGACGGGCACUUUGAACAGGGUGCGGUUAACGUGAAAGACGCAAUGAGUAAGAUCACGUACGAAGAUCCUGGCCAUUUCUUUGAGGAAAACAAUGAGGUUGGAACUGCCGAUGACGAUCGGGUCAACCUGCAAGGCUUGAUCAACUUUGCCGACAACUUGGUCGAGGACGGUGGCUUUCAGACGGUGGUGGGUUUUCACAAGCACAUUGUCCAGUGGGCCGAGACAACCAAAGACAGCAUGGGGCUGAGAAUGAUGGACAGGAGUUUCGUACCCAUAGAUUGCGAGGACCCUCUGUACAAGCAAGCGCAGCGCGUGUCCAUGCGUGCCGGCAGUAUUGUGGUGUGGGACCAGCGCAUGGCACACGGCAGUGCACCCAACAGCAGCUCUAACCUGAGAUUCUGCCAGUUCAUGAAGAUGUUCCCCGCUCUGGACUUGGACACAACUCAAGCAAAGAAUAGAGCCAAGGUUGUACAGGGCAAGGUGGACCUUGCUUCAGUUGAACUAUCGGAUGUCGGCAAGUGCCUGUUUGGACUGAAACCAUGGCAGUGACCCUGUCGACACUGAGGUCUUCUUGUGUCCCCGGCAGCCAAGCGAUUUCCCCAACUCUUAACUAUGUGAUUCAAGACAAAGUUGGGUGCUUCCCGUACCUGAAAUGUUGAUGGUGAUCGUGAUUGGUAAUUAGGUGAGGAGAUUUCACAACUGCAUAGCUGUUAGUUUUUACUCACUUUUCAGGCAAUCUGCUGUACUGCUCAAUUAAUUCCGAACAAACAAGUCAACGCCACAGCGGGCACUGUGCAGCCCUACACUUUGAAAAGAACACAGGGAUGUGAAGUGGUGCAGGGCGGAACUCAGUAACGGUCAAGCGAUCGGAUUUCGCUGAGCAGGACUGUAGUAUCUAGCGUUCCUUGUAGUAUUACGUCUAGGGCAACCAUACACAUCUCGACUUCACUGACAUUCACAACGAUGUACACGUAGAAAUAUGUUUGAGCUGACAAGUAUCCUGCACUUUAGUUGAUCUCACAAGAUCCUGAAAUUCUUGUCAAUUACCCCGGAAAAAUCAUGUAUCCAAGUCUUGUUAUUGGAUCACUUAUCUAGUUCAGUAGUGGUCUUUGUUGGUUCUAGGAGUAUUCCUACAUUCAAACAUGACUGGCACAGUGGUCUUCUGUAUGCACCAUGCCCGGCCAUGCCCAUUGCAUUCAUGCUCUGCGCUCCUUGGAUCAUUUUUAAUAAUGAAACAUGAGUGAAAUAUGAAAUUAAUUUUAACAUCACAUCUUUUUUUCCAAUUACCCUGGUAAACACUUUCAUUCCGCCAACAGGCUCUUGGCUGCACAAAAUGAAUGACAUUUUUGCCAAUAUUUCGCCUGACAUCAGUUCAUUGAUGAGGAAGGGAAGAUGAGCAUGAACCAUUUUAAAGUUAUUAAUUAGUGUUGAAACGAGCGUAUCUAUAACAAACGAGCGAUCAGUUCCACUAACGAGCAAGCUAUCGAGCGAGCUAACGAGUUUCAUUGAUGUGGCAAAUAUGAUUAUUUUUUUGAAUAUUUUUUUUCUAAGUUCGAUUUUUUUCAGCUGGUUCAAAUUAUCACCGCCGGCAUUUGGGGUUGCUGCUGCUUCACUUCGGACUGCUGUUUGGUGUCGAGAUGUCUUUUCAGCGCCGUCGUCGAUUAGCCUUUGUAAGAAUAGACCGUUUUGCAAAGAUUGCAAGUAGCCCUGGUCUUCGCUGCAUCGCGGGAGAAAACUUCCAAACGACUGAGCGUAACUCUCACUCGAAUGGAGAGGUGACCGAAGCAUAUCCUGCGACAGGUCAGCAGAUGCGGAACAAGACAUCAGUAGAGUCCACCAAAGCUGCAACGACAACUGAAACAACUCAAGUGUCGUGCAGGCAUACAGUCACCUGUAACUGCGAGUGAUUUUCACUUUGCGAGGGACUGGACUCUCGAUCGACCAGGGAAUCGUAAAAUAUUUUACGACUCCCCGGUCGACAUGUACUGCCAUGUGUACGGAGUACGGUGUACCAUGGUGUACGGUGUUCGUUAGUGCAAACGAGCUGGCCGCACAAACGAGCCGAGUUUCUGGCGAGCGAGCUAACGAGUAUCCGGUGAGAUCGUUUCAACACUAUUAUUAAUACAGCCAGAAGAAUGACCUGGAACCCACACAUCUUGGUCAUACAACUGGCAAGAAAACGGACAGUCUUCACUUGUAAGUUCACUUGGAGUUGGAGAGUUCCUAGAAAAAUUUCUAUAUACAUUGUAUUAUCAUGACAUUCUGUUAUCAUGAAAGAAAGUUGAAACAUUUCGGAGUAAAAUUUCUUUCUCUCUCUCUCCGGAGCUCCCCUCUUUUUUUACCUCCCCUUUUCCUAUUUUUUUCUCUUUCUCUCUUUAGGAAUAUUUUAAUUUUACUAUUGUGAAAGAACUUUCUUGAAAAUCCAUGAUAACGUGAUCAGGAAGAUGCUUAGAAAAAACCCAAAGUCAACCCAUGCUCACAAGCAAUUAUUACUUCACUACAAUGAUUUUCUCGUCCGUAUUUUCCUUCUAUGGUUACAUUCGCGCUUUAGGGCGAGUCACAUGCAUGGCUAUUUGAAAUAAUUAUACUUUCGUAUUCUCUUUGACUUUUAGUGACGAAAAGUUAAUUAAACCACUGAUGAUUGUCACGAGAAAACGUUCUGGUUACUCUUCAUUAGA
This is a messenger RNA of Sycon ciliatum, 3620 nucleotides long. RefSeq names its product putative phytanoyl-CoA dioxygenase. The record is from RefSeq and is a predicted model, not a curated record. NCBI's taxonomy places the organism in Eukaryota, Metazoa, Porifera, Calcarea, Leucosolenida, Sycettidae. The coding region runs from base 286 to 1491 and encodes 401 amino acids. The transcript has 11 exons.